GCCCCCUUGGUCCUUUCCGGCCUUAAGGUUACUGCUGCCAGCCCAGGGAGCCUGUAUGAGAAGCGCUGGAUAUGGCGGAGAAGCGAGUGUCUCGGUGGUACUUUGGGGGGUUGGCGUCAUGUGGGGCUGCGUGCUGCACUCACCCGCUGGACCUGCUCAAGGUUCAUCUGCAGACUCAGCAAGAGGCGAAGGUGCGCAUGACCGGCAUGGCAAUCACCGUGAUCAGGAAUGAUGGAUUUCUGGCUUUGUACAAUGGUUUGAGUGCAUCACUUUUCAGACAGAUAACCUAUUCUUUGACCCGCUUUGCCAUUUACGAGACUGUAAGAGACCGCUUGGCCCAAGACAAUAAAGCGCCGCUCCCAUUCUACCAGAAGGUUCUGCUGGGAGCGUUCGGGGGAUUUACUGGUGGAUUUGUGGGGACCCCUGCAGAUAUGGUGAACGUAAGGAUGCAGAAUGACAUGAAGCUUCCAGCACAUCUAAGACGCAAUUACGCUCAUGCCUUGGACGGCAUGUACAGAGUCCUUCGAGAAGAGGGCUUCCGGAAGCUGUUCUCAGGUGGCACAAUGGCGUCUAGCAGAGGAGCUCUGGUGACUGUGGGGCAGUUGGCGUGCUAUGACCAGGCAAAGCAACUUGUCCUGAACACGGGUGUUCUGUCUGAUAACAUUUUUACACAUUUUCUGGCCAGCUCCAUUGCGGGUGGAUGUGCCACGUUCCUGUGCCAGCCACUAGAUGUCUUAAAAACAAGACUUAUGAAUUCUAAGGGGGAAUACCGGGGGGUCAUCCAUUGUGCGGCAGAGACUGCAAAACUGGGACCACUAGCUUUUUACAAGGGUCUUGUGCCAGCUGGGAUCAGGCUCAUACCUCACACUGUUCUUACCUUUGUGUUCCUGGAGCAGUUAAGAAAAUACUUUGGGGUUAUAGUUCCAGCCUAAUGUUUUAUCCAACAGGAGAGAUGGACUAUUCUUCCCUUACAGAUCAUCACUGUUGGGCCAAGGAAAAGGACCACCUGUGUCUCCAAUGAUUACUACUCAAACAGAGGCGUAGGCUAGAAUGUUCAUAGGGGUCUCUAAUCCAGACAUUUAGCUCCAAAUAAGUGUCCCAUCAUUGCUUCCUUCAGCAAGUCUCAUGCUCUGUAGUGAUCUUGGGAUAAAACAGAAAUGGUGUAGAGGGCAGAUAAUUAUUAUUUUAAAUGACCUCUUAAUAAACUAGAGUCUGAGACUAUUUAAAUAAUUAAUCAUGGAUACAUUCUAAGAGGUAGUAACACAGAUGUCUCAUUUUAAUUGUAUUAAUGUAUUUGAUUUUUGUAUUUGUUUUAUAACAAUUUAAUAUGAACUACUUGUGUUAAGGAAAACACUGUUUUAAUGUUUAAUAAGAUAAAGACACUAGGAUUCAAAGCAGCUCCACAGGAAAUGUGAAAAAUUGUAAAGAUAAUAAAGCAAUGUGAUUUAUCUAUAAAAUAAAUUGUGCAUUGGUGAGAGAUUGGGGGAGGGGCUUUAUUAACCAGACUAUUCUGUUGACAGAUUAUGAUUGUUCUCUGGUAUAUGUGUUGACUUUUUUUUAUUAAAGGGAUAUCGAACCCAAAAAUAUUCUUUCCUGACUCAAA
Molecule: messenger RNA, 1603 nt
Organism: Bombina bombina (fire-bellied toad)
Lineage: Eukaryota; Metazoa; Chordata; Amphibia; Anura; Bombinatoridae
Gene: SLC25A10
Product: solute carrier family 25 member 10
Exons: 11
Coding region: 72-932 (286 amino acids)
Biological process (GO): phosphate ion transmembrane transport; succinate transmembrane transport; thiosulfate transport
Molecular function (GO): oxaloacetate transmembrane transporter activity; thiosulfate transmembrane transporter activity; succinate transmembrane transporter activity
Source: RefSeq, a predicted model, not a curated record